Messenger RNA from Cariama cristata (Red-legged seriema), 1923 nucleotides. RefSeq names its product mitogen-activated protein kinase 14 (gene MAPK14). Gene Ontology annotation, biological process: protein phosphorylation; intracellular signal transduction. Gene Ontology annotation, molecular function: ATP binding; MAP kinase activity. The transcript is spliced from 11 exons. The annotation marks the transcript as partial. The record is from RefSeq and is a predicted model, not a curated record. Lineage: Eukaryota; Metazoa; Chordata; Aves; Cariamiformes; Cariamidae. Gene Ontology annotation, cellular component: cytoplasm; nucleus.
UUCUGCCUUUGACACAAAAACUGGGUUGCGUGUGGCUGUAAAGAAGCUGUCCCGACCAUUUCAGUCUAUCAUCCAUGCCAAAAGGACCUACCGAGAGCUACGGCUACUUAAGCACAUGAAACAUGAAAAUGUGAUUGGCUUGUUGGAUGUGUUCACCCCUGCCAAGUCACUGGAAGAAUUCAAUGAUGUGUACUUGGUGACACACCUUAUGGGAGCAGAUUUGAACAACAUUGUGAAAUGCCAGAAACUCACCGAUGACCACGUGCAGUUCCUCAUAUACCAAAUUCUUCGGGGACUGAAGUACAUCCAUUCAGCUGACAUAAUACACAGGGAUUUAAAACCUAGUAACCUAGCUGUAAAUGAAGACUGCGAGCUAAAGAUCCUGGAUUUUGGCUUGGCCCGACACACAGAUGAUGAGAUGACCGGGUAUGUGGCUACCCGGUGGUACAGGGCUCCUGAGAUCAUGCUGAACUGGAUGCAUUACAACCAGACAGUUGAUAUUUGGUCAGUGGGAUGCAUUAUGGCUGAACUCUUGACUGGAAGAACGUUGUUCCCUGGUACAGACCAUAUUAACCAGCUUCAGCAGAUCAUGCGUCUGACGGGAACGCCCCCUGCAUAUCUCAUUAACAGGAUGCCCAGCCACGAGGCAAGAAACUACAUUCAGUCUUUGUCUUACAUGCCGAAAAUGAACUUUGAAAAUGUGUUUAUUGGUGCCAAUCCGCUAGCUGUGGACUUGCUAGAGAAGAUGUUGGUACUGGAUACAGACAAACGAAUUACUGCCGCAGAAGCGCUGGCUCAUGCCUACUUUGCUCAAUAUCACGACCCAGACGAUGAACCAGUGGCAGACCCCUAUGACCAGUCUUUUGAAAGCAGAGAACUUGAGAUUGAAGAAUGGAAAAGCCUGACUUACGAUGAAGUAAUCAGCUUUGUGCCACCACCGCUUGACCAGGAGGAGAUGGAGUCCUGAGAAACCUCUCUCUUCUGUUGUCCCACUUCACUGUGAGGGGAAGGCCUUUUCAUAGGGACUCUCCGAUUAUCGUUCAAGUGCCUCGUCACAACAAUAUUCUCCUUGGUGGAGGGGUUUUGUGUGUGUUGAACUGGGGAGGGUGGGGGGAGGGAAGAAAGCUGAGUCUAUGUAAACAUGCUGCAUGCUCUCUCGUAUUCUGUGUACAGCCUGGGGCAAGCCUCUGAAGACCUGUUCUGACUGCUCUUUAGUCCUUCCAGAGAAACAGUGCUCAACCAGUUUGCACUGCUGGGGCAAGGUGGGGAAGUUGGCAUUUAAAGUUUGGUUACAAUCGUUGCCAUUUAUCAAUUCUUCUACAAUUAAGUAACCUCAAAAUAAUGGAAGUUGUUUUAUAGGCUUAGAGAGUCCUCCGUUUUCUUCAGGACUGAAGGUGGGGUUGAGGGAUGUCCUCGUUCAAUGCCGGAUGGCUGAUUUACGUCCAGAUCUUCCUGGUACAGCAGAAUGUACAGGGCUUCUGAUGUCUGAUUCUUGGAACGUGAAAAGGUUUUGUUUGAAACUGUAAAUAUGUUUGUGCCUUAAAUGAAUGGGGAGAGGGGGGGAAAGGAAGUCUGGAGUGGAAAUCUCUGACCCCACUGGUUUUCAGGGUGAAGGCUCCCAGAUAGCCAGGCGUGAACUCAAUGUAAUCAGGAAAUAACUUUGCGAGGCAACAGCCUCUACCUCUGGAUUGGAUAUUCCUGUAUUUUUCCCUCUUCCCCUCCCUUCGUUCUGAGGCUUCCUAGCAUUAGGUCCUGAGAGGCAGAGGCCAGAGAAGAUUCUUGCUAGCCACACGUUUGUGUAUUUUGUUCCUUAAAAGGUGGGGUGUUUUUGCAUGUCAUAGCUGUGUGUGCAUGUAGAGCUGCUUGAUUUUUGUCGUUACUUUUUUGGGGAUGGCACUGGGGCAGUUUUAAAUCGUCAGUGAA